Alexandromys fortis (reed vole) is the source of this 4013-nucleotide messenger RNA. It is a transcript of the gene Cul1, whose product is annotated as cullin 1. Gene Ontology annotation, cellular component: SCF ubiquitin ligase complex. Lineage: Eukaryota; Metazoa; Chordata; Mammalia; Rodentia; Cricetidae. Gene Ontology annotation, biological process: SCF-dependent proteasomal ubiquitin-dependent protein catabolic process; protein ubiquitination. The record is from RefSeq and is a predicted model, not a curated record. The transcript is spliced from 22 exons. Gene Ontology annotation, molecular function: protein-macromolecule adaptor activity; ubiquitin protein ligase binding. The coding region runs from base 1254 to 3584 and encodes 776 amino acids.
UUGCUCAAGACAAACGAAAAUGACAUAAUUUGGGAUAUACAUAUAAAAACACUUCUAACAAUAUUUAAUAGAUGACAAAAAGCUCAAUAAAAGGACUAAGCACAGCAGCACACCAGUGGGCCAUUCCUUUGGAAAGGCUCUGAAGCUGUGCACGCGGGAUCGGCAGGUCGGCUGAGUGGUACAUUAGCAUCUGCAGUGUUCUAGUUUGCUCAAAACAGAAAGUUACACCAAAGACAUCUUUAGCCCAGAUGAUGGGCUAACUGAAAAUCUUUCCUUGCUUGUUCUGGGAAUCAGAUGGGCAGAUCUGAACCUGGAUUUUAAAACAGCCGCCUCUAAGUAGGUGUGGGGGGUCAAUCUACCGUUCGCUAGCUUUCACCUGUGGCUGGGGGGGGGGGAGUUAUCAAAUUUACAAUUGAAUAUUACAAACACAAGAGCUGAUUUCUAACGGACGAGAUUAUUCUAGAUGUAAAAACAACAUUGUUUCAUGCCAUCCCAGCUUGGAAUCGCAAACUCCAGUUGAGUCCAAAAUUGAAACCUCACGGAGAUUUUAAUCUUUUUUAUUUUUUUUGGACCUAGAGAGGGAAGGAAGCCUACCUUAGUUUGGAGAAAAUAUUAAAGAGGGAGAUAAACACAGAGACACACACACCACACACGGUAUGUGGGCAAGCUGGUACUUUCGGCAGGGGGAUCCCCAAGGCCUACAAGUAGGAAGGGGGUCGGAGAGGCACGUUUUUCUGGAGUCUGCGCUGAUUUGGGGGCUGCCUGCCCAUCUGACUUUCUCAUCUGGCGGUCGGGAUAUUGCCUCUGGUUCACCUCCAGGACCGGUGGUGUUGCGGUCCAUGUCAGCUCCCGGGAGAAGUGCGCAGCUGAGGGGCAGGGGGCGUCGGAGCCCCUCUCCCACAGCUGCUUCCGGAAGUUUCUGUGGCCAGAGCCCCCAACCUCAGCUCAGCCCCCACGAGGAGUCCGAAGUGGCGGGAAGCCGAGACUUGAGAGGCCGCCCCGACGCGAGGGCGGCGGGAAAACCUGGCGGAGGAUCCGGAGCGUCCGGCAGUGCCCGGCUCAGCGUUCGGGAAGUAGGGGCCAUGGGUCGCAGGUUUGCCUGCAAUGAGAUUUUACUCUCUACACUUAAAGAACAUUCUUUCUGAGCUGCUGUGAAUAAAUUUGGAAUGAUACUGUCUAUUUUCAACUAAUGGAGAAUUAGCUGUGUCUUUACAAGGGUUGCUGUACUGGACAACUUCAGAACAUCCCUCAUAAUGUCAUCAAACAGGAGUCAGAAUCCCCAUGGACUGAAGCAGAUCGGGCUUGACCAGAUCUGGGAUGACCUCAGAGCUGGGAUUCAGCAAGUGUACACCAGACAAAGCAUGGCGAAGUCCAGAUACAUGGAGCUCUACACUCAUGUCUAUAACUACUGCACUAGUGUGCAUCAGUCCAACCAAGCGCGGGGAGCUGGAGUCCCUCCUUCCAAGUCAAAAAAGGGGCAGACUCCUGGGGGAGCCCAGUUUGUUGGCUUGGAGUUAUACAAGCGAUUGAAGGAGUUUUUGAAGAAUUACUUGACAAAUCUUCUCAAGGAUGGAGAAGAUCUAAUGGAUGAGAGUGUACUGAAGUUCUACACUCAGCAGUGGGAAGAUUACCGAUUCUCCAGCAAAGUGCUGAAUGGAAUCUGUGCCUACCUCAAUAGACAUUGGGUUCGCCGCGAAUGUGAUGAAGGACGAAAAGGAAUAUAUGAAAUCUAUUCACUUGCAUUGGUGACAUGGAGAGAUUGUUUGUUCAGGCCAUUGAAUAAACAGGUAACAAAUGCUGUUUUAAAACUGAUUGAAAAGGAAAGAAAUGGAGAAACGAUCAAUACAAGACUAAUUAGUGGAGUUGUACAAUCUUAUGUGGAAUUGGGACUGAAUGAAGAUGACGCAUUUGCAAAGGGCCCUACGUUAACAGUGUAUAAAGAAUCCUUUGAAUCUCAAUUUUUGGCUGACACAGAGAGAUUUUAUACCAGAGAAAGUACUGAAUUCUUGCAGCAGAACCCAGUAACUGAAUAUAUGAAAAAGGCUGAGGCUCGUUUGCUUGAGGAACAGCGGAGAGUGCAAGUUUACCUCCAUGAAAGCACGCAAGAUGAGUUAGCACGGAAAUGUGAGCAGGUCCUCAUCGAAAAACACUUGGAAAUCUUCCACACAGAGUUCCAGAAUUUGUUGGAUGCUGACAAGAAUGAAGAUUUGGGCCGCAUGUAUAAUCUUGUAUCUAGAAUUCAGGAUGGCCUAGGAGAAUUGAAAAAACUUCUAGAGACACAUAUUCAUAAUCAGGGUCUUGCAGCAAUUGAGAAGUGUGGAGAAGCUGCUUUAAAUGACCCAAAGAUGUAUGUGCAGACCGUUCUGGAUGUUCAUAAGAAAUACAAUGCCCUGGUGAUGUCAGCAUUCAACAAUGACGCUGGCUUCGUGGCUGCACUUGAUAAGGCUUGCGGUCGCUUCAUAAACAACAAUGCGGUUACCAAAAUGGCCCAGUCAUCUAGUAAAUCUCCUGAGCUGCUUGCUCGGUACUGUGACUCCUUGUUGAAGAAAAGUUCCAAGAACCCAGAAGAGGCAGAACUAGAAGACACCCUCAAUCAAGUGAUGGUGGUCUUCAAGUACAUCGAGGACAAAGAUGUGUUUCAGAAGUUCUAUGCAAAGAUGCUUGCCAAGAGACUGGUGCAUCAGAACAGUGCUAGUGAUGAUGCUGAAGCAAGCAUGAUCUCCAAGUUAAAGCAAGCUUGUGGUUUUGAGUACACCUCCAAACUUCAGCGAAUGUUUCAAGACAUUGGUGUAAGCAAAGAUCUGAAUGAGCAGUUCAAAAAGCACCUAACGAAUUCAGAACCACUGGACUUGGACUUCAGCAUUCAGGUCCUCAGUUCCGGGUCGUGGCCCUUUCAGCAGUCUUGCACAUUUGCCUUGCCGUCAGAGUUGGAGCGCAGUUAUCAGCGAUUUACAGCUUUCUACGCCAGCCGUCACAGCGGCAGAAAACUGACAUGGUUGUAUCAACUAUCCAAAGGGGAACUAGUCACCAAUUGCUUCAAAAACAGAUACACUUUGCAGGCAUCCACAUUCCAGAUGGCGAUCCUGCUGCAGUACAACACAGAAGACGCCUACACCGUGCAGCAGCUGACGGACAGCACUCAGAUUAAAAUGGACAUUUUGGCACAAGUCCUACAGAUUUUACUGAAGUCAAAGUUGCUGGUCUUGGAAGAUGAAAAUGCAAAUGUUGAUGAGGUGGAAUUGAAGCCAGACACCCUAAUAAAGUUAUACCUUGGUUAUAAAAAUAAGAAAUUAAGGGUUAAUAUCAAUGUACCAAUGAAAACGGAACAGAAGCAGGAACAAGAAACCACACACAAAAAUAUAGAGGAAGACCGCAAACUCCUGAUUCAGGCGGCCAUCGUGAGAAUCAUGAAAAUGAGGAAGGUCCUGAAACACCAGCAGUUACUUGGUGAAGUCCUCACUCAGCUCUCCUCCAGGUUCAAACCUCGGGUCCCAGUGAUCAAGAAAUGCAUUGAUAUUCUCAUCGAAAAGGAGUAUUUGGAGCGAGUCGAUGGUGAGAAGGACACCUACAGUUACUUGGCCUAACCCUUCUAAAAGGGUCUGCGACCCACAGCAUAUAGUUCCAGUGACUAGAAUGGAAACAACUCAAGUUCAUAGCAGCCAGCCUGCCGCCAUUUGGACCUCCCUUUUUAAAGCUGAGACCACGGUUCCCACCAGCUGGUCUCAGGCUACAGCCGGACUGCUCAGGACUGACACAUUUCAGUCUAAACAGACGCCAACGCCAUUUUCCCUAACUUACGGACAGAGGGGAACCGAACCUCCCAUGCUGAGGCUGCAUGCUACUGCACUUCAAUCAGUACAUUGGCUCCCUGGCUAAUGCUGCCAUCCGAGGCAGCACAUGAGAGCGAGUCUGAAUGGACCCACGUGUAAUCUGCUAUGGAAACCAUUUGUAUAGUGUGUUUCAUUUUUUAAUGUGUGAAAAUAAAGAAAAUUAAAGGAUUUCUGUACAAGUUG